Molecule: messenger RNA, 2712 nt
Organism: Entelurus aequoreus (snake pipefish)
Lineage: Eukaryota; Metazoa; Chordata; Actinopteri; Syngnathiformes; Syngnathidae
Product: ankyrin repeat domain-containing protein SOWAHA-like
Exons: 1
Coding region: 9-1115 (368 amino acids)
Molecular function (GO): protein binding
Source: RefSeq, a predicted model, not a curated record
AGAAAAAAAUGCUGAGCCAAGAGAGCGUACUGUCGGUUCUUCAAUCAGCGGGGGGCCGCGUGAAGAAGUCUGAGCUGGUGUCUCUCUUUAAAGACUUGGUGGACUGCGACGAUCCGGCGGAGAAGACCCGGAACAGAGAACUCUUUAAGGCUUUUGUCAACAACGUGGCCUACGUGAAGGAGAGCGAGGGUGUCCGGUAUGUGGUGCUCAGGAAGUCCCACCGCAAAGGUCUGCCAGAGGACCGGGAGGACCCAGAGGGCAAAGAGGAGGGUCCACAAGGUGAGGACAAGACAACCGGACUGCUGUCUCCUUUUGAGAUUGCGUUGCGGAAAAGCAAAGAAGAUUCACGUCUUAAAGAGCAGAGGAGGCUCGGUUCCACAGUCAAACCCUUCGCUUUGCCUCUGAGGAUGCCCCCCACGGACGUAAGAGUGGACCCCCCUGAAAACCCCUUAAGAACCAAAAGGAGACCAUUGUCAGAGGAGCUAAAAGACACCAGAAUCUUGUCUUCAGUUCCUCUAGAUCAGGACGAGCACGAGUGGCUGGUCAAGUGCGCCUCGGGUCACUGGAGUCAGGUCUACGGCCUCCUGCUGAGGGACCGCCAGCUGGUCCACAAGCGGGACUUUGUGUCGGGCUUCACCGCCCUGCACUGGGCCGCCAAGCACGGCAACGGCGAGAUGCUGGAGAAGCUGGUGGACGUGGGCGUGGACGUGGACGCCCGGACGCGCGGCGGAUACACGGCCUUGCACGUGGCCGGCUUGCACAAGCGGGACUUCAUUCUGGUCACGCUGGUGGAGAAAUACGGCGCCGACGUGCGGAUACGGGACAACGCCGGCAAGAGGGCGUACCACUAUCUGCACCACGACACCUCGGAGGCCAUCAGGGAGAUGUUAGGGGCACCUAGAGUCCAGCAGGCGGACCACGACAAGGACGAGCCGUUCCAGGACUCGUCCAAGGGCCGCCAUUCCAUAAGCCGCCUCUUCCAUCCCCACGUGAGGACGCACAGGAGGGGCCACAAGUCCAGGCUCUCGUUCUUCUCGCUAAGCGACGAUACGGCCGUCGAUGAACGGGAGGACGAGGUCGUCAGCCACAAGGUUCUAUUGGACGUUUUCGAGUGACGAUCCAUGAGGGAUGCUUUGUUUUUUGCUUUAUUGAUCGAGCCUUUUGAAUGUUUUGAACUCCUGCUUCCGUGCUAGGGUUUCUGUCAUAGCUAAGAAACCAUAGUUUAGACUGACUCAACAGCGCCUCUGCUGGUUACUGCCAAGUACUGCACUACAUUCAGCAUGUAUGAUUAAUUUAUUCACAACGUAAAAGUAUCGACGUAUCACUUGCGAUACAGUAUCGAUACAUCAAUAUUUUUUAAUUAAGUAUCCAAACACUCGAAAGGAAUUCCUAAGAUGUCAUAAUAAGUCAAUAAUUAUUUGUCCCAAAGGCUAAAAAGUAUAAUUGGUAAAAAUAUUUUUUUCCUGCAUAUAAUUGAUAUCUUGGGUGGAAUAUCCAUCUGAAUGUUUUGGACUCCUGUUUCAAUGCUAGGCUUCUAAUCAGUAGAAAAAAUGUAAUUAGUUGUGUCACGGCUAUAUAGUUAAACUGACUCAACAGCACCUCUGCUGGUUACUGCCAAGUACAGCACUCCAUUCAGCAUGUAUGAUUGACUCGAAAGAAAUUCCUAUGAUGUCAUAAUAAGUCAAUACUUUAUUUGUCCCAAACGCUAAUUAAACAUGAAAAAAGUAUAUUUGGUAACAAUAUUUUUUUUCCCGCUUACUAUUGAUAUCUUGGGUGCAAUAUCCAUCUGAAUGUUUUGGACUCCUGUUUCCAUGCUAAGCUUCUAAUCAGUAGAAAAAAUGUAACUAGUUGUGUCACGGCUAUAUAGUGCGACUGACUCAACAGCGCCUCUGCUGGUUACUACCACGUACGUACUGCACUACAUUCAGCAUUAAUGAUUCAUUUCUUCACAACGUAAAAGUAUCGACGAACCACUUGCGAUACUGUAUCGAUACAUCAAUAUUUUUUUAUGAAGUAUCCAAACACUCGAAAGGAAUUCCUAUGAUGUCAUAAUAAGUCAAUACUUUAUUUGUCCCAAAGGCUAAUUAAACAUGAAAAAAGUAUCAUUGGUAACAAUAUUUUUUUUUCCGCUUACUAUUGAUAUCGUGGGUGAAAUAUCCAUCUGAAUGUUUUGGACUCCUGUUUCCAUGCUAAGCUUCUAAUCAGUAGAAAAAAUGUAACUGGUGUGUCACGGCUAUAUAGUGCCACUGACUCAACAGCGCCUCUGCUGGUUACGGCUAAGUACUGGACUACAUUUAGCAAUUGUCACAGAAUUCGUCACAAUUCCUCAUUGUUGUUUUUAUGUAUGAUUGAUUCUAUGAGUAAUGAAUUUCUUCAUAACAUACUGAAUAGUGCUGAAUGUGCAAAAACAAUAUCGACAUAUGUCUUGUGAAACAGUAUCGAUGAGACUAAAUGGCAAUAUUUUUUAAUGACGUGUCCAAACAGUCAAAAUGCCACAACGAGUCGAUACUUAAUAUGCGCUACCUAGAUGGAAUAAAGGCUCUGUUUGCUAGCGCCCGGUUCAUAGUGCGUGUAAAGCGCUAAAGUGUGGAUACUUUUGCAUAACAUGAGUUAUUUUAUUAAUUUUACAUAAUCUGAUCAAAAGGCUUUCAAAAGGAUCAAAAUGACAAAAAUACAUGACAUGUGUAAUAUUUUUGACCCUAAUGAGGAUAA